This is a messenger RNA of Talaromyces marneffei, 1041 nucleotides long. RefSeq lists its product as uncharacterized. Lineage: Eukaryota; Fungi; Ascomycota; Eurotiomycetes; Eurotiales; Trichocomaceae. Gene Ontology annotation, biological process: regulation of transcription by RNA polymerase II. The coding region runs from base 1 to 1041 and encodes 346 amino acids. The record is from RefSeq and is a predicted model, not a curated record. Gene Ontology annotation, molecular function: DNA-binding transcription factor activity, RNA polymerase II-specific; RNA polymerase II cis-regulatory region sequence-specific DNA binding. Gene Ontology annotation, cellular component: nucleus. The transcript is spliced from 2 exons.
AUGGUCAUUGAGAACCAGAACCGCCAGUACGGCGGCAUGGGAGGCUUCGACCAUGUUUACCAGAACAACAUGCACCACCACACCCAGACCCCUCAAUUCACGGAUCCCUGGGCUGGACACACUUCCUCCCAUUCAACUCCACCUAUUUAUUCUACCUCUUCCAUGGGUAUGGGCCCCGUCAAACACGAGGACGUGACCAGACCGACGGCAAUUUCCAUGCCCUAUUCUAGUAUUCCCGUUUCUGCUCCGUCACUGGUGGCUGGCAGCAGCUACCCGUCCGCUGGCUACGGAGCUUCGGAGAUGUUGAACAUGCACCAUGAUAUUCCUCGCUCGACUUUUGAUGCUGCCCCUUCCUACACGGCGGCCGCGCCCAUUAACAGCUUCACCCCGGCCAAUUUUACUUCCAUGGGUUACGCAAACGGAUUACCUACUCCGCAGGAUGCUCGCCGCAUGUCUGAGGCUAGAAUGUCUCAACCUGCUUCAUACAGUGAUGCAAUCGAUGCCAGCCGUGGAAUGGUUGCUCUUAGCCAGGAUCUGACUCCCAGAGGGAUCUACGCGCCUCGCAGCUCUCGAGGAUCGGCGGAUUCUUAUGGCUUCCCCUCUACGCACUCAUCGGUCUCUUCAAUGUCAUCUGCCAGCAACUACCCAUACUACAGUGCCUCAGUCGCGUCGGUGGAUUCAUCCGUAACGGAUUACAGUUCGACCUCGGAGCAAUACGAUGGCUUGCCUUCGCGAACACUUCCUCGACCAAGCAGUCUUUUGGGAGCGGCUACUCCUGCCGGUCCUCAGUCGAUGAUGGGUCAGUUCAGUUCCAAGAUGCCUUCCAACGCGCAAAAGAAGCACAAAUGCAAGGUCUGUGAUAAGCGCUUUACGCGUCCGUCUUCUCUUCAAACGCACAUGUACAGUCAUACUGGCGAGAAGCCAUAUGCAUGUGAUGUUGAAGGCUGCGGUCGUCAUUUCUCCGUCGUGUCCAACUUGCGACGACACAAAAAAGUCCACAAAGGGGAGAAAGAGACCGGUUCCGGCGAGGACGAAGACUAG